Pelobates fuscus (common spadefoot toad) is the source of this 9402-nucleotide messenger RNA. Its product is annotated as IgGFc-binding protein-like. The record is from RefSeq and is a predicted model, not a curated record. Gene Ontology annotation, molecular function: protein binding. The coding region runs from base 106 to 9069 and encodes 2987 amino acids. The transcript is spliced from 22 exons. Lineage: Eukaryota; Metazoa; Chordata; Amphibia; Anura; Pelobatidae.
GUUGGCCGACCUGUGAUACAGGUUCCUCCAGCAGAUAUACCAGGUAUAAAUUGUCACUACUGGAGAGAGACGGGCAUUGCUUCCACGGAAGGGACAAAAACAGCAAUGGGGAAGCAGGAGGCCCUUCGUUGCCUGUUUUGCCUGACUCUGGGAUACGUGAGUUUCUGCUCAGCUGGUGUCCCAGGAACUGAGUUCAUUACCGUCUUCAUGCAGAAUCACAACAUACAAACAGGAAACCCUGAUCUUACUCUGUCCAUUACUGCCCAUUACCCCGCCACCACCGUCAACAUCGCCGUCAACAAAUACAGCUUCCGAAAGAAAAUUACUUUAGACACAAUGGAGCAAGCCACCAUCCAACUCCCACACGUUGUCCAAAUGACAUCUUCCAAACCUUUUUAUUAUACAGUGAUCGUGAUGUCCUCCAGUCCAGUUUCUGUCGUGUCUGGAAACUAUAAGACCGAAAGCUCUGACACAGCAUCUCUAUUCCCGGUUGAGGAACUGGGAACAACUUACUAUAUAUUUACACCAUCUGAUGGUCCGGAAGGGUCCUUUAAAGAGUUUGCUGUGGUUUCAAAGGAGCCAACCACAGUGACCAUUCACCUCACCGGGGAUGUAACUUUCCAAAAUCGCCUGUAUGUUAAAGGAAGCAAACUGAAAAUCAGCCUUGAGUCAUACGAAGCCAUAGCAUUCCAGAGCACUGAUGAUCUUUCUGGAACAAAAGUAGAGGCACUCAAGCCAGUGGCUGUCCUGAGCGGCCAUACAUGUGCCAGCAAACAUACAAAGUGCAAUCAUGUUUAUGAGCAGCUUCAACCUGUUGAUUACUGGGGAACAACAUUCAUUAUUCCCCCAAGCCCAUUUCAGACCAAGUAUGACCUAGUUUAUGUGACUGCUUCUCAACACACUCAAGUGACCUACCAGGCUGGGUCACUAAAAACCACUCAAACGCUCAAAGCUGGAGAAGAUUUAGAGAUACAACUGAUGCCAUCAGCUCCUCUCUUUGUAACUGCUACAGAAGGCAUACAAGUGUUUCUUUUCUCAGCAGGAGGUCGCUAUGGAUCCAUGGUUUUUGAUACAUUCUUGAUGAGUGUUCCAGAUGUGAACUCAUACUGUACCACCUACCUGGCUGCAGGCCAAGAUGGUUUCAACAAUGAAGCUAUCAUUGUAGCCAAGACCUCAUCUCUACAACAACUAACCAUAAAUAAAAACCCUCUGGGAGAUGUCAACUGGCAAGAAAUUCCAGGGACAAACUAUUCGUGGAGAGCAGCUCACAUGAAUUCAAAUUCUAAAACGUCCAUGGUUGAAGAUGGUAACAGUACGUUUGGACUCACCAUUCUUGGUGUUGCUUCACUGAAUGCCUAUGGGGAGCCUGCCAUUUGUUUGAGUGGUUCAUCUCGACCAUCAUGCAGCAAAACCAAAUGCAAAAAACAGGAGAUGUGUAAGAUUAUCCAGGGCAAAGCAACUUGUCUUGCAAAAUAUGUGGCUGAAUGUUGGGCUUGGGGAGACCCUCAUUAUCAUACCUUCGAUGGGAAGAAUUAUGACUUCCAGGGAACCUGUGCCUACACUAUGGUGCAAAACUGUGUUUCUGAUCCCACCAUACCUAACUUCCGUGUUGACAUUAAGAAUGAGAAUCGAGGAUCUUCCUUGGUAUCUUACAUUCGCUAUGUCAACUUACAGAUUUAUGACUACAACAUCACCAGUGUCAGGUCUGAAAUGGGCACCGUGAGGAUAAAUAAUCAGAAAGCUCCGCUUCCCAUCACACUGAAAAAUGGAGCUGUAUCGAUAUUCCAAAGUGGCAGCUACUUAAUUGUCCAGACUGAUUUUGCCCUUCGGAUAUUCUAUGACUGGAACAUUCUCGUGAAAAUCAAUCUUCCAAGUAACUUUUCUGAGAGUGUUUGUGGGUUGUGUGGAAACUACAACGGUAAUCCAAAUGAUGACCUAUACUCUCCAGAACGUGUUCCUUUGAAUCCUGUCGAUUUUGGAAAAUCUUGGAAGGUAGCCAACGUGAUCAGCGGGGAUACCUGCUGGGAUGACUGCAAUGGGCCGUGUAAAACCUGCCCCUUCAACCUCAAGUUAAUGUAUGGGAACAACACACAAUGUGGCAUAUUAAGCCUGCGCAAUGGACCCUUCAGAAACUGCCAUUCACUGAUCGAUCCACAACUAUACAAAGAUAACUGUGUUUACGACCUGUGCAUGAGUGAUGGCUACCACCAGGUCUUGUGUCAGACCCUGAAGACUUAUAGCGAUGCCUGCCAGAGGGCCGGGGCCACAGUGUAUGAAUGGAGAAAUUACUCUGGAUGUGGUAACUUGGAAUGUCCAAAAAACAGCACGUACAACGCCUGUGGCAACUCGUGCCCAGCCACCUGUGAGGACCCACAAGCACCUUCAAAAUGCACCGAACCUUGCAUUGAGACCUGUGAAUGUGACCCGGGUUUUCUAAUGAUCGGGGGAGAGUGCCUGCCCAAAGCAUACUGUGGCUGCAAGUACGAUGACCGAUUCUACGCUCCCGGUGAUUCAUUUUAUUUAGACACCCAGUGUAAGAAAAAGUGUGUCUGCAAUGAAACGAGCCACAAAGUCGAGUGCAGCAAUAAUAAGUGUAAAAGUGGAGAGCAGUGUACCCUACAAAAUGGCCUACAGGGCUGCUAUCCAACCAUAUACGGCACGUGUUCGGCUUCUGGAGAUCCCCACUAUAUCACCUAUGAUGGAUUGCACUACAACUUCCAAGGGACCUGCGAGUAUCUGCUCUCGGGGCUCUGUAGCAAUACUAGUGGAAGAACAGACUUCCAGGUGAAAGUACGCAAUGAAAAUCGAGGAAGUCGUGUUGUCUCAUAUACGGCAUUGGUCAGCUUCACCAUCUUAGACACAGAAAUCCAGAUCCGCAGAGAGUUUCCAAAUCAGGUUUUGGUAAAUGGCAUUAUAUCCAACAUUCCUGUUACCUUACUAUCAGGCAGCAUCUCUAUAUUCCCAUCUGGGAGACAUUGUGUCAUUCAAACCAAAAUUGGGAUCCGGGUAACGUUUGACUGGGAUGCUCGUGUCCAGGUGAUGGUGCCGUCUACCUAUGCCAACUCAGUUUGCGGCCUGUGUGGCAACUUUAAUAAGAACCCCAACGAUGACCUGCUUCUUGCCAACGGUGAGGUUACCAAUGACACAGUGUCCUUUGCUCAGACGUGGAAAGUUGGAGAAGUACAAGGUUGCCAUGAGGAAAAAGAAUCAGGCUGUUCUGAUCUGAAGACAUUGGAAAAAGAGCAGAGAAAGACUAUGGAAGGCUGUGGUAUCUUGUUAGAUAAAAAAGGGCCAUUUCGAGACUGCCAGUCCCGAAUCUUACCGGAAGAUUACUUCAAGGAUUGCGUGUAUGAUCUCUGUGCAUUUGGUAAACUGCAGGACGUUACUUGCCGUCUCAUAGCAGGCUACACAGCUGCUUGCCAAGAUGCCAAAGCAAUAGUCUACCCAUGGAGAACUGAGCAGUUUUGCCCACUUACCUGUCCUGAUAACAGCCAUUAUAACGUAUGCUCCAGCGGAUGUCCAUCAACCUGUCAAUCUUUGACAUCAGCACCAAAUUGCAACAGUGCUUGCAAAGAAGGCUGUACCUGUAACACUGGUUUUAUUCUAAGUGGUGGACAGUGUCUUCCUAUUUCUCAAUGUGGCUGUUUGUUCAAGGAUCGAUACUACCAACUCAAUGACAUAUUCUAUCCAGAAGAUACAUGUGAGAAUAGGUGUACGUGCACCGUUGGAGGAACCGUUGUGUGUUCUGCUUUCUCUUGUGGCCCCUAUGAAGAAUGCCGUGUUGAAAAAGGUGUACAGAGUUGCCAUCCUAAUGGGUCAUCCACUUGCUCUGCCAUGGGACAGUCCUACUACAGGACCUUUGAUGGUCUAGGAUAUGACAUCUAUGGAAACUGUUCUUAUUUUUUGGCAAAGACCUGUUUACUUGAGGGAUCAAAUCUGAUUCCCUUCUCUCUUCGAAGGCAAAAUCUGUUAAACAGUGACCCACCCAGUAGCAGGAUCUUAACACUGGAAGUCUACAAUUACACUAUAAGCAUUAUUCAUGACUACGAAACCAAAAUCUAUGUGAAUGGAAUUCUCAUGACUCUUCCCUUCAAUUUGGAGUCAGGUAAACUGAAUGCUAUCCCUCGAGGAUUGGGGAUUGUGCUAAGCACAGAUUUUGGUCUCAUUGCUGAGUCUGAUCUUAUGCUUCAUGUGACCAUACCUGCAACCUAUCACAACCAGACCUGCGGUUUAUGUGGAAAUUACAAUGACAUCGUCGAAGACGAAUUUGUUCUAAACGAUGGUGAAUUGGUUGCAUUUGCUGAGUCCUGGAUAGAUAAUAACUCAGAGAAUAUAUGCGUUACCAGUGAAUCCUGCUUAGGAACUCCUCAAAAUUGCCCUGUCUGCCCUAAGUCAAAAGAGGACAAAUUGGCUGGAGAAAAACUUUGUGGUAUUCUCAGCUCUUCCAAAGGACCUUUUGCAAUCUGUAAUGCCAUUGUCGACCCUUCACCUUAUCUGAAGAGCUGCGUUAACAAUCUCUGUACAGGAACCGGAGACCUUUGCUUGGUCCUUCAAACCUAUGUCAAAGAUUGUCGCGAUGCUGGCAUAGAGAUCAGUUCAUGGAGGAGCUCAACGUUUUGUCCCAUGAGUUGCCCAGAGCACAGUCAUUACAAACCCUGCGCUGACCUCUGCUCCACCAGCUGCUCCUCUAUGUACGAUAUCUCCAGCUGUCCAGUGUCCUGCUCAGAGGGAUGCCAGUGUGACAAUGGCUAUUUCUUUCAGAGUGGUUCAUGUGUCCUUUCCCAAGAUUGUGGUUGUUACUACAACUCUUCAUAUUAUCAUGCCAAUCAAACGAUUGUAUCACUGGACUGCAGCCAACGUUGCACCUGCACUUCUGGUCUGUCAAUGGCCUGUGAGCCUUACGGCUGUGCGAAAAAUGAAAAGUGCACUAUUAUCGAAGGAACUUUGGGAUGUAUCAAUAUAGAUCCGUGCAAGUCAAUUACUUGCAGAAAUAAAGAAAGCUGUGUUGCCCAGGAUGGUGUUCCAGUCUGUGUCCCGGAAUACACCGGUACUUGUUGGCAAUGGGGAGGUACUCAUUAUAACACCUUUGAUGGGUACAGCUAUGACUUCCAAGGCACCUGUGCUUAUGUUUUGUCGAGAUACAUUGGUGGAGACACUACUUUGACAUAUUUUAGCAUUGAAGAGAUAAAAGAUAAUGGUGGAACUACAACGUUGUCUUUCCUCAAGUUGGUCAAUGUCUUUGUAUAUGGAUUCAACAUGUCCCUCAUCAAAGGCGACUUUGGAAAUGCCUUGGUGAAUGAAGAAACUACCAACCUCCCAGUAAACCUGCUAAAUGGCAAGAUUUCUUUAAGCCUUUCUGGACCUAGUGUCAUAAUGAACACGGACUUUGGACUUCAAGUGAUUUAUGACUAUAAUGAGCAGGUGGUGGUCAAAAUCCCAAGCAGCUAUUAUGGAAGUACUGGUGGACUCUGUGGCAAUUUUAAUCAACAGUCCAAUGAUGAGCAGCUGACCUUAGACAAUAAGAUGGCAAAUUCAACCAUCAAGUGGGCAGAAAGCUGGAAAAUCUCUGGUGAAGAUCCAUUCUGCUGGGAUACAUGCCAAGAAAACUGCCUGAAGUGCGAUGACACUAAAAUAAGUAUUUACAAAGGAGAUAAUUACUGUGGUCUCAUCAAAGCUGAGGAUGGACCUUUCAGGGAAUGUCAUCCUAAAAUCAAUGCUGACGUCAUCUUUAACAACUGCGUAAAUGAUGUUUGCAGCAAAGAUGGAUCUCAACGCUUUUCUUGCCAAGCUCUGGAAGUUUAUGCAGACUUAUGCAGAAAGGAAGGUAUUUCCAUCGACAACUGGAGAGAAAAGUCUGGAUGUGCUUUCCAGUGCCCUAAGAACAGCCACUACGAAGCGUGCGGCAACGCUUGCCCUGCCAGCUGUGCAGACCGCACCGCACCAGACAGAUGCACAAAGCCUUGUGUGGAGACUUGUCAGUGUGAUGAUGGCUACAUACUCAGUGCCGGGACAUGUGUCAACGUAUCGAGCUGUGGCUGCAGCUACAACAAUAAAUAUUACCAACCUAACCAGAUAUUCUGGUCAGAUGAUAAGUGCAGCAUCCAAUGCAAGUGUGUUUCCACCUUAGGAAUAGUUGACUGUCAGAAAGCAAGCUGCAAAGCAGGUGAAACAUGCAGCACUGUCAGCGGUGUCAGAGGGUGCUACCCUUCACAUUUCUCUACUUGUGCAGCCUCUGGUGACCCUCAUUACGUCACCUUUGAUGGAAAGAAAUAUAACUUCAUGGGAACGUGCAUCUAUACGUUUGCUGAAGUCUGCACUGCUGAUUCCUCCCUCCCAUAUUUCAAUGUGAAGAUUCAAACUGAAAGACGAGGGAAUAAGAAAGUCUCUUACGCCAAAGCCUUGACCCUUAAAGUGUACAACCAGAACAUCACUUUAACUCGGGAUCAUCCACAACACGUAUUGGUUAAUGGAAUUAUCACUUCAAUACCUUUCUCCUUCAAAACCAACAAAAUCAAAGCAUUUAUGAAAGGUGAACAUGCCUUCGUCAGAACUGAUUUUGAUGUCACCAUGAAUUAUAACUGGGAUAAUUAUGCCCGCGUUAUGGUGCCCAGUACCUAUGCAGGUUCCUUGUGUGGUCUUUGUGGAAACUACAACGAUGAUCCUAAGGAUGACCUGACCCCAGCAGAUGAUAACAAGGUCGCUGACAAUAUUAAGUUUGAUGAUCGGUAUAAGGUGGAGGAAACUCCUGGCUGUACAGGAGACUGUAAAGAAGAUUGCCCCAAGUGUGAUGAAGAUAAAAUCGAUAAAUACAAGGGCGAGAUGUACUGCGGAAUUCUUAACAACGUGAAUGGACCACUUAGACAAUGCUUUGCGGUGGUUGACCCAUCGCCCUUCUUUGAUGAUUGUGUGUAUGACAGCUGCCAAUACCAAGGUUAUUAUGCAGUAACCUGCGGUGCCAUUGCUAGUUAUGUUUUGGAGUGCCAGAGCAAGGGGAUCAAGAUUGAAUCUUGGAGGACAUCGACAUUCUGCAAUAUGUCCUGUUCCGUGAAUAGUCAUUAUGAGCUGUGUGGAACUGGAUGCCAUCCUACAUGUGCUGGCCUGUCCACUUCGGUGAAUUGUGUGAAGUCAUGCAUGGAAGGGUGCUACUGUGACAGUGGAUUCCUGCUCAGUGCCGACACAUGUGUCCCUAUAUCUCGGUGCGGCUGUCUCUUCCAAGGCCAAUAUUAUAAAAAUGGACAGGAGUUUUAUCCUGAAGGACAAUGCAAGACAAGCUGCCAGUGUAUGGACAAUGGAAAUGUCAUCUGCCAGGACAUGUCUUGUGGUCCAGAUGAAGAAUGUAACGUGGUGAAUGGAGUCCGUGGCUGCUUUUCUAAAAAAGAAGGAACAUGUGUGGUGUCUGCCAACAAACACUAUCUCUCUUUCGAUGGUCUUGACUAUGACUUCUACGGCACUUGCUCCUACACUCUGGCCAACGUCUGCAGGAAGGAGCUAGGGCUGGGAAACUUCUCUGUAAUUCUGGAGAAUAAAAGUAUCGGGAAAGAUAAAAUGGAAAGAAUUAGGUCAUUAAAGGUGAACGUGAAUGAAUAUGAAAUUAUCAUGAAACAAGGAACAUACUGGAAAGUACAAAUCCAUGGGGAAGAUUACUCGUUGCCUCUUAAUUUGGAGAAUGGUAAAGUUCUGAUCUCACAAGAGGGUUCCAAUAUAAAACUGCUGACAGAUUUUGAGGUGGCUGUCCUCUAUGAUUCUAUGAAUUUGGUUAAAAUCACAGUCCCUGGAGCUUACCAGGGAGCCACCUGUGGUCUGUGUGGUGAUUUCAAUGACCAAAAUAACGAUGACUUCCGUUUACCAAGUGGUGUGUUGUCAAAUAACUUAGAGGAAUUUGGUGCGGCCUGGAGUACAAGCUCUGACGGGUGUGUUAACGGUUGUCAGGAGAACUGUAAAAGCUGUGAUCCACUGAGGGCCACCAUAUUUGCACGAGAUGAGGCAUGCGGUCUAUUUCUACUCGAAGAUGGGCCAUUUGCAGAAUGCAAAUAUCUAGUGAAUGCCACCUACUACUUCAACAAUUGUUUGCUGGAUAUGUGCACCUCUGAUGGACAGAAGGAAACCCUUUGUGAUAUUCUUCAGGCGUACACCGUUGCUUGCCAAGACGCUGGGGCAAAGAUUAAACCAUGGCGAACCUCAACCUUCUGCUCCAUGUCUUGUCCGAAGAACAGUCAUUAUGAUGUUUGUGCUCGCACAUGUGACAUGACAUGCUAUGGGAUCACCGCACACUCCUUCUGCUCUGACGCCUGCUACGAGGGCUGCGUGUGCGAUGACGGCUACCAGUUUGAUGGCAGCCAUUGUGUGGAAAUGGACACAUGUGGAUGUGUGUACAAUGGGAGAUAUUUAAAUCUGGGGUCGUCUCUCCUUUCCCCUGAUUGCUCCGAGGCAUGUCUGUGUCAGACUGGUGGUUCUGUCUCUUGCAGUAACUCCGCAUGCUCGGAUGCAGAGUUCUGUGGGCUUGAGAAUGGGGCGAGAGGAUGCAUUAAGAAGCAGGGUACAUGUACACUCCGUGCCGAUGGCAGCCUAAUGACCUUCGACAAAUUACUUGCCCCUGUUUUCCCUGGAAUCACUUUCGACCUUGCAGCUGUGUGUGACCCCAGCCACGAUGCUUGGUUCAGACUGGUCGCCAUCACAGAGAGCUGCCAGAAUGACACACAUCUCCAUGUUUCAGCCGUCCAUGCCUAUUUUGUGGGUGUCUCCAUUGCAAUCAACCAGUUUGGCGAGGCCUGGGUUAAUGGGAGAGCAGUUAAACUUCCAUUUCAGGAUAACGGAGCUCUGUCAAUACAUUCCGAAGGGGAAACGCUGGUAUUGAGACGUAGCGACAUGGUAGAGCUUAUCAUUAAUAGGAAUGGAGAAUUAACUGUGCGUGUGAAUGAGCACCUAGCAGGGGCUCUCUGCGGAGCUUGUGGGAACUUCAACAGGCAGAAGUUUGAUGACCUGCAAGAACCGGGAGGAAAAUCCAUAACUCUUGUGGCUAAGUUUGUAGCGUCCUGGACUUCGCGGGAUUUCUCCAGAUGUGAGCUGUGAAGUCCACAAAGCUGAUAUCGUGCCAUGGAUUCUUAUGGAAUGUAUAUAAAGCAUUUUAGAUCCCAGCUCCCACUAACGGUCAAACCCCCUCCAAGAAUGGCUGUCUGAGGGUGCUGGUAGCAGCCCGGUUCGUACGGAGAGGCACGGACUGUUCAUGCACUUAUGGUUAAAUGUUACUUCUUUUCCCUUUCUUUUUUCAAUUCUUAUUUUAUGAAAUUAAAAACGUUGCUUUUUAAUCAAUGCCUUUAUUAUGCAAAUUUCAUUAACUACUGAAACUCUUGAUUGAAUUGUUAUUAUUUGUUCACAAAAUAAAACAGUUUCUCUUUACUCUAA